Molecule: messenger RNA, 641 nt
Organism: Polistes canadensis
Lineage: Eukaryota; Metazoa; Arthropoda; Insecta; Hymenoptera; Vespidae
Gene: Cnep1r2
Product: nuclear envelope phosphatase-regulatory subunit 1
Exons: 4
Coding region: 106-498 (130 amino acids)
Cellular component (GO): cytoplasm; Nem1-Spo7 phosphatase complex
Source: RefSeq, a predicted model, not a curated record
UAAUUUUUGGUAAAUUUUUAUUUAUUAAGUUUACAAAACUGUAUUUGUUGGUAUCCCUGUAUAUCCGACGAUCAAAUGUAUAUUGUGUUGCACUUUUAAGCUGAAAUGUCUUUAGAUCAAACUGUGUGCGAAGAUUUAAAGGCGUUUGAGAGACGCCUCACUGAGGUUAUCGCAAGUUUACAACCGGCAACUCUACGAUGGAGGAUGUUAUUAGGUUUUAUCUCUGUUUGCACUGCUGUUGGUGCUUGGCAUUGGUUAGCAGAUCCAAAUACAUCAGCGGUAUCUUUUACUCAAAGUCUUUAUAAUCAUCCAUUCUUUACGACUGCUAGUAUCAUAUUAGUAAUAUUAUUCAUGAUGGGAGUACAUAGACGUGUAAUAGCACCGAGUAUCAUUACACAAAGAGCGAGAAGCGUAUUAGGUGAUUUUAAUAUGAGUUGUGAUGAUACUGGAAAGCUUAUUCUUAAACCUAAAAGACCUGCGCAUCCACAUGAAACUUAAAAAAGACGAUGUACAUAUAUGUUGUGUAUAUAUUAAGCUGUAAGAUCUUUGCAAAUGCCUGGAUUGCUACAUAGGGUGUCCAAAAAGGAAUGUAUAUGUAUAUCGAAGAUAUUUUUAUAUAACAAUGAGUAUAUUAUUUAUGA